AUGCUGGACGACGCGCACGACAUUCGACAUCAGCACAAGAAACUUCGUAUUUUUAGUAGCCCUCUCGUUCAUAGGGCUGACAAACGAGGCGAUGGAGUGAGUCGUGCUCGCACUUGGGAAACAAACCUUGAUGGGAGCAUUGAAUCCGACGACGAACAACAUGGCCAUGAGGAGGAGCUUCCUAGGUUUGAACGGUACGAGGAGCCGACGUUGCUAGAGAUCUUUUAUGAUUUGUUCUUCGCCGCCAACUACAAUGUCUUUUCCGACACUCAACAAGUCACCGGACGCAGCAAGUUCAAAGCUUCGGUUGGAUACUUCUGCUUGCUAUGGUUGACUUGGUUUCAGGUCGCAAUGUUUGAUGUGCGCUACGUCACCGAUAGCAUCUUUUCUCGCAUAACUAGAGCCAUUCAACUCGGUGUCCUAGUGGGCUUCGUCGUCGUCGCCCCAAAGUUCCACCCGAAUAAUCAGGACCCGGGCACAAUGCGAGCCAUGUCACUCAUUCUCUGCGUCUCUCGGGCAUGCCUUGCCAUUGAAUACGCAUCGACCUUGUGGCAUGUACGAAGAUACAAAAAGGCGCGCAUGCCGCUUUAUAUGCAGAUUGCGAUUCAUGCAGCCGCGUCGGCGGUAUACCUGGGUGUUACUUUUCGGUUUACAGACGGCAAGCAGAGUCGUGUUUAUUUGACUUGGUAUUUUAUCGCUGGCGCUGAGGCCAUUGCAAGCGUCUUGAUCUCCAACGUAUCGUCUGUGGCUAGCCUUACAGACACGCAUAUGAUGAAGCGGAUGGCGCUUUUGACGGUCAUGAUAUUGGGUGAGGGCAUUCAACAGUUGGCGAAAGAAGUUGUGACGAUUGUUAAAAAUCCAGAUGUUUGGGAUUCUUUAACCGUUAGUCUGGUGACAGCGGCAGCUACGACGAUUUACCUCGUAUUCCUAGUCUACUUCGACUGGUUACGGUCCUCAUUUCAUCUUCCACGCAUCCGCCAACAGCUAUGGACGUGUCUCCAUCUACCAUUCCACCUGUCCCUCGUCCUGUUCAUGCAAGCAUUCACACAGUAUCUUCUCUGGUCCAAGAUCGUCAGCCAGAUCAAUCGAAUCGGCGACAUUUCCGACCCGACUGACGAUGCACGCAACCCCACGAGCAUAGACGUACGAAAUUCGUUGAACGCUUCUGUUCACAAGUUUUUCAACGACUACCCACCUAAAAUUUCGAGCACCAUGGAAACAGUCAACGAGGCAUUAAACAAUAUAACGAGAAUACCGGAUAAGAUUUGGCCCAUGAUUGCGAAUCCGUCGCCUGUGACGGAUGACAAGCUGUCGGCAGAAUUGGACGCUGCCUGGGAUACUCUCGGUAGCGUUGUUUACGCAUUAUAUCUUUCGAUGGCGAAUGCUCUAUAUGGCGCUUUUGGGAUUAAUCUGGACGAUGAUGUGUCUAAGAAGGAUCCUGCUGCGGCGAAGAACAUCAAAGACGGAGGAUACCAGCUGUUGGUACAGGACAAGACGUGGCGUCGAUACAAGUUGGUGUUUGCGUAUGGAUACAUCACCGCCGGCAGUACCAUCCUCCUCAUGAUCAUGCUAACCAUCAUUGCGCGCACAACACCGUUCAAAGUGUGGCCCAUCGUGCGGCUGAUCAUCAUCUUCCUCCUCGCCAUAGGCACAGGUCUAGUAGCCACGCUUUGGUACAACGCGGGCAGGCUAGAUACAUUCCUGUCAUCAGCAUGGGUAAUGCCAAUCAUCACGUUGGUAUGGGUCGUGAUCGCGAUCUUGACGCAUAUCAAUGGCCAGGGUAUCAAACGCAACAAGGAGCGCUUUAGGAGGCGUCAGACCGGGAAGAUGUCACAUCAUGAGCGUGGUGUGGCGUUGACGUCUCGUUUGAGAUGGAGGAAGAAGCAGCGAGGAGGCGAUGAUCGAAACUCGCAGACGUAUUUGUAG
Molecule: messenger RNA, 1926 nt
Organism: Pochonia chlamydosporia 170
Lineage: Eukaryota; Fungi; Ascomycota; Sordariomycetes; Hypocreales; Clavicipitaceae
Product: low temperature requirement A
Exons: 7
Coding region: 1-1926 (641 amino acids)
Source: RefSeq, a predicted model, not a curated record